AACUAACACAAAAGAUAUUUCUAGACACUUCAUAAAAGCAACAUCUUUAUUCCAUCCUCAUAACCGUAGGCUAGACUAGACUCAUAAACAGUUAUGAUAGAAUUAAAUGUUAAUGAUAAACUUAUGUCUACAACAAAUCGAGCAAUGGUUUACCUGUUAUGCCUUUUAUUCAUGUUAACUAUUUUCAUUAAAACUACCCCCAAAUUAAUGUGUAUUUUUAGUCCAUAUCCUUCUCACAGUCAUCUCUACCACUGCUCCAUGCAAAAACCACUUGCAGCAAGGCAGCCAACCACAACUGAGGUUUUAACAGUCACAGGAAAAGCUUCAAAGUCACGGGCUGUGGUCAAACGGGCACGUGCACAAAAACUAAACCAAGGCAAAUAAAGACAAAAUGCCUGCCACUGAUUUGAAUUAUGUAUCUUCAUUGUGGAUACCAAGAAAAUACUAAAAAAAAAAAAAAAAAAUUCUUUAACAGUACAAAAAGUGCCUCUCAGAUCAAACUACUGCGAACAAUUAUUAAACAUGGAAGGGGAAUCCCUGAAUGCUUCCUUCUCUUGCCUCUAAGCUAUGUACUGUCCCUUUUUUUUGUCAGCCCUUUAUAGCGCUGUACACUUUGAACCUGCUGAGAGGUGGAAAAGGGGAAAAGAAAAAGCUAAAGAGGAAGGAAAACACACGGUGGGAGAGGUUAGAGAGAUGAAACCAGCAGCAGCGUCACUGACAUAGUCACAACAGGAAGUGCAUCAUCUGAGAGGGAGGGGACUUAAGCAAGAGAGGAAGAUAUUUGGGGAGAACUAUGUAAAUACUUAGGCAAAAAGCUUCUUAUUUCCUCAACGGAUGAACAGACAGCACAUCAGCAAGAGACGAGACGCUUCUCCUCUGUUGACAUUUAUCAAUACUUUUAUUUUAAUUUGUUAUACAGACAGGUUGUGGAGGGAAGAUGUUUGUACAGGCAGAUUUGUAUCACUGGUGAUUGGAAUAAGGGAUUUUUUUUGGCAGCUACUGUGUGGAUUAUGACAAAGUUUUAAUAUCUCUGUGGACACCAGACAUGGAUAUGGGCAAUAAGACACCGGUUCUUGUCUUCCUGAUGAUUUACAUAAACUGUCUGUCAGGACUGCGUGUCCCUCGGCCUGACAACCUGGAAGUGAAUAUUGUGGAUGGUGAGGUGAUAGCAUUUUGGAAAGAUCCUGUGGACGCCCCCUUGAACCAUCUGUACAAUGUACAAAUAGCAAAGUACAGUAGUGUUGAAUGGACCACAGUGAAAAGCUGCACAGGGAUCAGCAGGACCUACUGUGACCUCAGCAGCCUUAUACAUGAUUAUAUCAUUCCCCACAAGGUCAGAGUUCAGCUGGUUGCAGGACAAAACGUGUCUGCGUGGGCACUCAAAAAGAAAUUUCUCCCGAAUAGAAGUCAAUUGCUACCUCCAUCCUUCACUUUGUGGGCUACUUCCAGCUCUCUGACGGUUUAUAUUCACCGAAAACCCAUCCUGGAAAAAAUCUUUCUUUUUGGGCUCACCUACACCAUCUACCUGGAGGAGAGAGGAGAAAAUGAAAAGAAUACAACAGCAUACCUGACAGAUGACAUUGGGAGGACCAAGUAUUUCAGUUCUCUCCGCUGGGGGACCGAGUACUGUGUCAGCAUCAAAGUAGAAGGCAAUGGAGCUCCGUCAAUCAGCAGUGUUUCCCCCAAACAGUGUCUGCUGCUACCAGAGCAAGAGUGGUUCAUAAUUGCUGUGUCAUCCUUGUCUCUCCUGGCUGUGCUGGCCAUCCUUGCUGUCAUGGCAGCCAUCCUCCUGUGUUACCUAAGACGUCCUGAGAAAACUCCUGUUGCACUGAAAUCCCCUGUCAGUGGCUGGCUCCCACUCUCCAUCGGAGAGGGGACUGCGGAGGUUGUUACAGACAAAGGAUGGUUCCUGUCCAGUAAUAGAACAGAAGUGAAAAACUGCAUCAAAGACCCAGUGACACAUGUUGCAGAGGAAGAUGGAGAGGACAGGAGGACCAGCAUGGACAGCGGGGUUGACAUGGAGUCCAACCCUGCUACAAGCAGCCGAGGAAGUCCUCCAACGAGACAAGAGGACAGUGGCUGUGGGAGCCUGGGAGGACCAGAGAGCUCCACUAGUAGUCAGACAGUUUACCCCCUGCAGGACAGGAGAACUGAUACCGACAUAGCCAAGAGGGACGAUAGUGGCUGCCAGCUUGAUUCUUCUUCUGUGAAUCUGGAUGUGCAGGAUAGUGGAUCUCUAAAGGUUUCUGGGGGAAGUUAUCGAAGCCAGAACCCCUCCGUUGGGCAGAUUCAUAUCUGUGACGACGAGGACAUGUUUAAACAAAUGCUUCCUGAAUUAGUUUUGGCCGAAGUGGUCACAGGUUACAGGGCUGGACCUCAAUCAUGUAUCUGCUCAGGAGCAGGCCAGUGCACCUGGUGCCACAAACAAGCCCAUUAUGGAACUGAAGUUAUAAAACAAUACAGAGCUAUGUGUUUUAAUAAUGGACCAAUGAGCAGCAAAUGUGAUUUUGUGGACUCUUACAAAGGGGGGCAUGCAUUUUUAAGUUAUCCUCAAAAGACACAAAUAGACACUGUCAUGGUGGAUGACACGGACACAACUUUUAUACAACUGGGGGAGACGUUCCCUCUGCUAACAGCUUUAUCACCGCUGCCCCUAGUGGAGGAAAGACAAGACUUAAAUAUGAACAAUGUGUCCCUUUCUCUUUGUGACGUAGAGCUUACGGCUGAGUGAUACACUGUGGAAAGCAACGCUAUUUAUAAAAUCAUGCUGACAUAACCUGUCUGAGAGCUACACUGUAGCGAUAUGCUUCCAUUUUUCUGCAUGACACACUUUUUGAGUCAUGCAGUAGAAGCAGUAAUUAGUAUUUGGGGGGAGAGGAAUCCCUCCAGGAUUGAAGGUGUGAUGGAAAGAGGGCAAAACUAUGAGGAGAAAACAGUGCAAGAGCAGGCUGUUAUUGACUGUAGGAAGGAAAUAGAGGUUAGGCCACACAGCUGCUGGGUGAUAGCCGUCGGCUGGAGCUACAGGGGCUUCUUAAGACUGACAACAGAAGACCUUUUUCGUCCCACUGGGUGUAUUUUACAACUGACUAAAAUGCUGCAUGCCGGAAAUGAAACUGGUGUGGGCAGCAAUGCAGAGAAACAGUUUGACAGUUGCGUACUUUUGGGCAUUUUAUGAUUCCCUGCCUGUCACUCUGCUAAUCAUGAAACCCUAUAUUGGUAACCAAUGGUGAAGUUUCUGAGAAGUUUUUCUUACCACUAUUUAAAUAUCAGACAAAAUACUUGUGAAGCACUUAAGAGCGAUAACGAGAUGUGUCAAACAAGGGAGCAAAUGCCUCAUUUUUAAUGUGUGUUUGAUAUUUUAAAACUCCAGGCCUGUCUUUAAGCUACCUCUCCAUUUUAAAUUAUUUAUUAAAUAUGACUUGGUUUUUUUUUGCAUCACUUUGAAUACUAUAUGUGCCUCUGCUUUUUUUUACAUGUCAUUAAAAGAUUCUGUCUUCCUA
Molecule: messenger RNA, 3500 nt
Organism: Epinephelus lanceolatus (giant grouper)
Lineage: Eukaryota; Metazoa; Chordata; Actinopteri; Perciformes; Serranidae
Gene: il10ra
Product: interleukin 10 receptor, alpha
Biological process (GO): cytokine-mediated signaling pathway
Cellular component (GO): plasma membrane
Molecular function (GO): protein binding; cytokine receptor activity
Source: RefSeq, a predicted model, not a curated record